AUGUUAAAUAAUGCUCCCCCUGAAGUGGUGGUGGCUCCUCCCUCGCUGCAUGCAGGGUUUGUGCUUCGAGGUUUGCAGCGUCGUUUUAAUGUCGGUUUACAAGACGGCUGUUUAGUAAACACUUUCGGGGCUUUUACUGGCGAGAUAAACCCUCAAAUGAUGAAGGACUUCGGCAUCAAAGCGGUUAUCGUAGGACACAGCGAAAGGCGAGCGGGCUUCGGCAAACAACCUGGGGAGAGCAACGAGGUUGUGGCGGCUAAGGCGAAGAAUGCAGUAAACCACGGCUUGCAAGUAAUUGCAUGCAUAGGUGAAAGCCUAGAAACGAGACAGAGCGGCAAGACGAUGGAGUUUUUAGGCAAACAACUCGAGGCGUACGCGUCUGCACUGUCUGCGUCUGACUGGCAAUCAGUUGUAAUUGCCUACGAACCGAUUUGGGCGAUCGGCACGGGGAAGACAGCCACCCCACAGAUGGCUCAGCAGACCCACAAAGAGAUUCGAGAGUGGCUGAGGCAGCACGUCGGCGAGCAGCAAGCGAAGGACGAUUUGUUUGGCGGGGAGGACAUCGAUGGCUUCCUCGUGGGCGGCGCUUCUUUGACUGAAGAUUUUCACGCUAUCCUUAAGGCAGCUAAAGCCCCUAAACCCUAA
Messenger RNA from Eimeria acervulina, 645 nucleotides. Its product is annotated as triosephosphate isomerase, putative. Bases 1 to 645 code for a protein of 214 amino acids. The transcript is spliced from 8 exons. The record is from RefSeq and is a predicted model, not a curated record. Lineage: Eukaryota; Apicomplexa; Conoidasida; Eucoccidiorida; Eimeriidae. Gene Ontology annotation, cellular component: cytosol. Gene Ontology annotation, molecular function: triose-phosphate isomerase activity. Gene Ontology annotation, biological process: glycolytic process; glyceraldehyde-3-phosphate biosynthetic process; glycerol catabolic process.